Xiphophorus maculatus (southern platyfish) is the source of this 4908-nucleotide messenger RNA. It is a transcript of the gene pola1, whose product is annotated as DNA polymerase alpha 1, catalytic subunit. Gene Ontology annotation, biological process: leading strand elongation; lagging strand elongation; DNA replication. Gene Ontology annotation, molecular function: chromatin binding; single-stranded DNA binding; DNA replication origin binding. Gene Ontology annotation, cellular component: alpha DNA polymerase:primase complex. The record is from RefSeq and is a predicted model, not a curated record. Bases 77 to 4510 code for a protein of 1477 amino acids. NCBI's taxonomy places the organism in Eukaryota, Metazoa, Chordata, Actinopteri, Cyprinodontiformes, Poeciliidae. The transcript is spliced from 37 exons.
UCCCCGGGAAGGCGCUUUGGCGCGGGUUGCUGUGUUGUUGCGCUGCUGUCGGAAUAAAGACCAAAUAACAGAAGUAAUGGCUCCGGUUGCAGACCCAGAUAAAGACAUGGAGGUUCCGGACGGUGAUGAGAAGGGCGAUGCCUGUGGUCUGGCCAAAUCUCGCUCCAGACGAGAGAAGCGGGAGAAGGUGGGCAGGAAGUCUGCCCUGGAGCAGCUCAAGAAGGCCAAAAAGGGGGAAAAGAUCAAAUAUGAGGUGGAGGAGAUCACCAGCGUGUACGAAGAGGUGGAUGAGCAGCAGUACUCGAAAAUGGUGCGAGAGAGGCAGGAGGACGACUGGAUUAUUGACGAUGACGGCACAGGAUAUGUUGAAGACGGGCGAGAGAUCUUCGACGAUGAUUUAGACGAUGAUGUCGUAGAAAGCAAAGGAAAAGGGGGCGCAAAAGGGGGAGAGUCAAAGAAAACUCUGAAGAAAUCUUCUGUAGCGAAGCCUAACACUAUUAAGAGUCUCUUCAUGAACAGCAAUGUUAAGAGGCCUGCAGAGAAAGAUGUAGAUCUGUCCAAAGAUGACUUGUUAGGGGAUAUUUUACAAGAUCUACACAAUGAGAAAUCUUCAGCUCUCACUCCUCCACCUUUGGUUACCCUGAAGAAAAAGAAGCCAGUGGGAUCAAGCUUGAACCUCUUCUCCAUCAAACCUCAUGUGCCAAAGCAGGAGAAGCCCUCAUCUUCGGGGUUAAAAGCCAAGGUGAUCCGACCUCCGCCUCUGGACCCCUCUCCUCAGCCGUCAGCCCGUCCUCCACCCACAACUACCGAGGUUCUUCCAGAAAAACAUGAAGCAGAGCUGGAGGAGCCAAACGAAGAGAGAGAGGACAACAGUCUGGCUUUUGAGGGGGUCGAUUUUGAUGAGCCAAUGGAGGUUGAGCAUGAGGAGGAGAAGGCUGUAGCUAAAGAUGAAGCCAAACUUGAACCCGAAGGAGGGUUGACAGCGACUGAAGUUAAAGUGGAGCACAAAGCUGAACGUCAGGAUCCAGUUCUGCUGCCCAACAGAGUUGGAAGCUCUUGGGGACAGGAGGCAGCAGGUGGAGUCAGUGAAGCUCCAGUGGAGGUGCAGGUCGACUCCAGCAAGCUCCCUCUGGUGGAAGGCCCAGAUGGGGAACAGGUCUUCCGAUUCUAUUGGUUGGAUGCUUUUGAAGACCCAUACAACCAACCAGGCGUGGUGUAUCUGUUCGGGAAAGUGUGGAUCGAGUCGGCGCAGUCUCAUGUCAGCUGCUGCGUUACUGUGAAGAACAUUGACAGAACAAUGUACCUUCUUCCUCGGGAAUUUAAAACAAAUCCGAAAACCGGAGCCGUGUCGGACCAACCAGUGGGGAUGAUGGACGUUUACCAGGAGUUCAAUGAGCUUUCGGAGAAGUUCAAGAUUAUGAAGUUUAAAUCUAAGAAAGUGGAGAAGAGCUAUGCUUUUGAAAUUCCUGACGUGCCCAGUCAGUGCGACUACUUGGAAGUGAGAUAUUCUGCAGACUUUCCUGCUUUGCCAUCUGACCUUAAAGGGACGACAUUUUCCCAUGUUUUUGGAACAAACACCUCCAGCCUGGAGCACUUCCUUCUCAGUAGGAAGAUAAAAGGCCCCUGCUGGUUGGACAUCAAGGCACCACAGCUGAUGAACCAACCGGUCAGCUGGUGUAAGGUGGAGGCUCUCGCUGUGAGAAGUGACUUGGUUUCUGUGAUUAAAGAUCUGCAGCCUCCACCCAUAACCAUAAUGUCCAUAAGCCUCAAGACGGUUCAGAACCCCAAGACGCAUCACAAUGAGAUCGUGUCUCUUGUUGCGCUCAUCCACUACAGCUUCCAUAUGGAUAAAGCUCCUCCUCAGCCUCCCUAUCAAACUCAUUUCUGUGUGAUCAGUAAACCAUCUGACUGCAUUUUUCCUUACGACUUCAAAGAUGCUGUCAAGAAGAAGAAAGUGAAGGUGGAGAUGGCAACUUCAGAGCGGACCUUGCUCGGCUGCUUCCUGGCCAAGAUGCACAAAAUUGACCCUGAUGUGUUGGUGGGUCAUGAUAUUUUCGGCUUUGAUCUGGAAGUUCUCCUGCAGAGGAUCAAUGUGUGCAAGGUCCCCCACUGGUCUAAGAUUGGACGCCUCAGGAGGGCAAAUAUGCCCAAAUUGGGGGGCCGUGGAGCAUUUGCUGAGAAGAGUGCAACGUGUGGCCGUCUGGUGUGUGACGUGGAGAUCUCGGCCAAAGAGCUGAUUCGUUGUAAAAGUUAUCAUCUGACGGAGCUCGCAGCUCAGGUACUGAAGGUGGAGCGGGUCACAGUUCCUCAGGAAAGCAUCAGAAAUCUCUACAGCGACUCUCCUCACCUGCUAUACCUGCUGGAGUUAACAUGGAAUGAUGCAAAGCUGAUCCUCCAGAUCAUGUGUGAGCUUAAUGUGCUGCCCCUCGCCCUGCAGAUCACCAGCAUCGCCGGCAAUGUCCUGUCUCGCACACUAAUGGGUGGUCGCUCUGAGAGGAACGAGUUCCUGCUGCUUCAUGCCUUCCACGACAAAAACUUUAUUGUCCCUGACAAACCGAGCUUUAAAAAGGCCCAUCUGGACACUGUUGAGGGAGAGGACGAUGUAGAUACAGGAAAGGGUAAGAGGAAGAAGAAGGCAGCCUACGCAGGAGGUCUGGUGCUGGAUCCGAAAGUCGGUUUCUAUGAUAAGUUUGUGCUGCUGCUCGACUUCAACAGCUUGUACCCUUCAAUCAUCCAAGAGUUCAACAUUUGCUUCACCACUGUACAGAGGCAGGCACAGAACUCCCACAAAAAGACUGAUGAUGAUGAGCCAGAGGAGAUUCCUGAGAUUCCAGAUUCCAACCUGGAAAUGGGAAUCCUGCCCAAGGAAAUCAGAAAACUGGUUGAACGGCGUAAACAUGUUAAGCAGCUCAUGAAACAACAAGACAUCAAUCCAGAUCUCUACAUGCAGUACGACAUCCGUCAGAAGGCCUUGAAGCUGACUGCUAACAGCAUGUACGGCUGUCUUGGAUUCAGCUACAGCCGCUUCUAUGCUAAACCACUUGCUGCUCUGGUCACCCACAAGGGAAGAGAGAUUCUGAUGCACACCAAAGACAUGGUUCAGAAGAUGAACCUGGAAGUCAUUUAUGGAGACACGGACUCAAUCAUGAUCAACACGAACAGCAAAUCACUGGAGGAAGUCUUCAAACUUGGACAUAAGAUAAAGGCAGAGGUCAACAAGCUCUACAAACUCCUGGAGAUAGACAUCGAUGGUGUUUUCAAGUCUCUUUUGCUGCUGAAGAAGAAGAAAUAUGCCGCCCUGGUGGUGGAACAGCACGGCGAGGGGCGAUACAGUGUGAAGCAGGAGCUCAAAGGCUUGGACAUCGUUCGCAGAGAUUGGUGUGACCUGGCCAAGGAGUGUGGGAACUACGUGAUUGGUCAGAUCUUGUCGGACCAGAGUCGAGAUGUCAUUGUGGAGAACAUCCAGAAGCAUCUGGUGGAGGUUGGAGAGAAGGUGGCAAACGGAAACAUACCACUCAACCAGUAUGAGAUCCACAAGGCACUGACCAAGGACCCUCAGGACUACCCAGAUAAGAAGAGUCUUCCUCAUGUGCACGUUGCUCUGUGGAUAAACUCACAGGGAGGUCGGCGUGUCAAAGCCGGAGAUACAAUCUCAUACCUCAUUUGCAAGGAUGGCUCCACGUUGGCGGCCAGUCAGAGGGCCUACGCUCUGGAGCAGCUUCAGAAGCAGGAGGGUCUCAGCGUGGACACACAGUAUUAUCUGGCCCAGCAGGUUCACCCUGUGGUUUCUCGCAUCUGCGACCCCAUUGACGGGAUUGAUGCAGUGCUCAUAGCCUCAUGGUUGGGUCUGGACCCAGGUCAGUUCAGAUCCCAGCAGCAGCAUCAGAGGGAGGAGGAGGCCGACGGCACGCUGGGAGCGGCGGCCCAGCUGAACGACGAGGAGCGCUACAAAGACUGCGAGAGGUUCACCUUCACCUGCCCCCAGUGUGGCACCGACAACAUCUAUGACAGCGUCUUCGAAGGAGCGGGUGAUAGGGCUGAGCCCAGUUUGAUGCGCUGCUGUCACAUCCCUUGUACGAACAGUCCCAUCAACAACGUUGUCAACAUAAGCAACAAGCUGCAACUCGACAUCCGGCGCCACAUCAAAAAAUACUACUCUGGCUGGUUGGUGUGCGAGGACCAGGCCUGCCAGAACAGAACCAGGCGCCUGCCGAUCGCCUUCUCCCGACACGGACCCAUCUGCCCAGCCUGCACCCGUGCUACGCUCAGAGCUGAGUAUUCGGAGAAGGCCCUGUACAACCAGCUUUGCUUCUUCAGCUACAUCUUCGACUGGGACUACGCCAUGGCCAAACUUCCAAACACUGUCCAGAAAACGUGUUUAAAGAGAUCAGGCUCCACACGGCAGGUGUAUCUGAAGCUGAAGGAAGUCCCAGACAGGGCUUUGGCCACCAGCGGCUACUCUGAGGUUAACUUGGCCAAACUCUUCCAAGCUUUCUCGUCGUUCAAAUGAAAACAAUCUGCAAGGACAAAACAUCCAAGAGCCUCAGACAUUUAAAUCCUCCUUCGGUUUGUAAAUAACAGCGUGAUUGGUGGACCGCCGAUCUUCUUUCUUCGCCCUGAUGGGCUUUUUGUGUUCCUUAAAACACCAAUCACACCUCUCCUUUUCUCCAGUUUCCUCACGCACACCCCGACACACACACUUUCUCUCACAGUUAUGACUUGACCCCAUCACCCUUCCGUUGCAUGGUAAAGGGGAGCAGCAAUCAUACCUAAAUGACAGUCUAUUGUAUGUGCAGAAGCUAGCUGAGCCCAGAUGCGUGUACAUGUGUGUGUGUGAAAAUGGCUUCUCCUUAGAGCAGCUGGUGUACUCCAGGAGCAGCUAAUUAGCCAAUGAUAGUGACCGCGAGC